GAAAUAUGCUUGCCACCAGCGGUCAGUCAGCUUGGCGCUCAUGAUCCUGUAAGAUAAUAUCGCUGCAUCCCCGCAUCCUUUCUUUCUCUCUCUCGUGAUUUUGAGUCAAAUUUGAUGUCAUGGUUUUCAUCCCGUCUCGAGCUCAGCUCCAGCACCAGGCUCUCUCCUCCCGUGCUACCGACGGUAGCGAUGACUCCAAUGGUUCAGAUUGGAGUACUAUGCAGAUAACAACCCCAAUAAUUGUUGGCGUUGCACUCAUUAUUAUCUUUGCUGUAUACGUUAUGUGGGACAGAUGGUCACACCAUUUCAAACCCCACUUUCACCGAGUUCGAGAUGCAUCCAUCUCGAAAUUUUCCAAGAUCUUCAUGCCUCAAUACCGUCGUCGAGUACAGCAUACUAGCAUGCCCGUUACGCUGGAUGAGUCCAUGGUCACUCCGCGUUACACACGAAGAUAUCACUCGUAUGUUCGAUCGGACUCAACUGAUUCACAAACACCACUAAGAAACUCCGUCGAAUUCUCUUUCCCGCCGCCCAACGGAUAUCAUUCUGAUCCUUCUAACGGGCCGGCACCUGGGGGUUCUCGGCGACCUGAGAGGCGGUUAUGGCGAUGGUGGCGUCUUUUUGGUGUGGGUCCUCGAGAGGUCAAGCCAAAAGUACCAAGCCAUCGCUGGGUGGUAGAGGGUCCCGAUGAAAGUAGUACUGUGGGACACGGGGAUGGAUCGUUCAACAACCAAAGCGUUGAGGCGAGACAAAGAUGGGCGAGCGGUCUUGCACCGGUGCAUGAACAGACGAGUGAUGACGAGGGUGACUCCAGUCGAGGGAUUUAUGGCGGGGUGAUCCAAAUUGGAGAUCCUGAUUUCUCCACUGCACACUCAGCAACACCGAUGAGUCCGACAGACCACCAAGGUUUUGCGAUACCUGCGCCUCCUGGGUCAGUUCCUACAUCGGCCAGAACGGCUGCACCGGAAUACUACAGUGCAGUCGAAGGUCCAUACUCGACAUCUAAUUUGCAGGCCAUGACAACCGCACCAACAACUUAUAUUCAACAAAGUUCCUCCACCCCGGGACCUACCCACUCCAACUCGCCUGCCCCUCCAAUGUACAGUUCUGUUUCAAAUAGUAGAAAUUCUACGGAGAGUUUCGCCUAUCCUGUCAACCCUGACCUGACGGCACUCUAUCCAUGGUCGGUGCGCGCUGUGGGACGAACUCUCCCGCGUAUGUAUCAGCAUGAACGACAGAUGUCGACGGAGAGCAUGCUUGCGAACUCUUCCCCCAUGGUACCACAGAGUAUGUACUAAUUGAUCGCGUUCCUCGAGGGUGAAUAGACGCCAGUGGACACUACCCUAAAAAAUGAAGUUUGUGUAAUUGUUUUUGCAUUCAUUACCACUCGUAGCACCAUGCCUGCCUCCCUGCUUCAUGCAGCUCAAUGGUGUCCUUUGGCCCAUGCACGCCUUUCAGCACAGUCUCACUGCUUCACGCUCGUCCGCUGGCAUAUCUUUAUACUACAUAUCUUGCUGCUUUGCCAUGUCUUUGGCACUCAGGACUCAUUCAUCUCUUUGGUUGUAUCUUUCGUAGUCACUGUAGUGUGCUUAUCUGUUGUACCAGCGCUAUUCUGAAGCUCCAACUAAUCAAUUGUAGUGCUGUUAUCCGAG
Molecule: messenger RNA, 1652 nt
Organism: Suillus subalutaceus
Lineage: Eukaryota; Fungi; Basidiomycota; Agaricomycetes; Boletales; Suillaceae
Exons: 4
Coding region: 120-1298 (392 amino acids)
Source: RefSeq, a predicted model, not a curated record